This is a messenger RNA of Anguilla anguilla (European eel), 2032 nucleotides long. It is a transcript of the gene foxi3b, whose product is annotated as forkhead box I3b. Lineage: Eukaryota; Metazoa; Chordata; Actinopteri; Anguilliformes; Anguillidae. The transcript has 3 exons. Gene Ontology annotation, biological process: cell differentiation; anatomical structure morphogenesis; regulation of transcription by RNA polymerase II. The record is from RefSeq and is a predicted model, not a curated record. The coding region runs from base 264 to 1424 and encodes 386 amino acids. Gene Ontology annotation, molecular function: RNA polymerase II cis-regulatory region sequence-specific DNA binding; DNA-binding transcription factor activity, RNA polymerase II-specific.
AGCUCUGAAUAGUAUGGACCACAAUGCAAAUGCUGAUGAGGUCAAUACGCAGGUGACCUCCGGCCACACCUGUGAGGGACAUUCCUUUCUCGGGCAGGUGACACAGCGCAAGGACAAAGGUUAUUUUCCCUUGGGGAGGACCUGAGAGGUACUGAAGUCGAAGAGAGCAAGAGGCCCUUUACCGGAGAAGGCUGGACAGACGGUGCUUGGACAGACCGGAGGACACUUGUGACACAGCAGGAGAGGAGACGGAGGGGGUGAACAUGGCGUCGUUCGAGCCGCAGGGACAGUCGCCGCCGCGCUGCAGUCCUCAGUUCCCCAACCUGGCGCAGGAGCCCCCCGAACUGAGCCUGUACACGGACAGCUUCUACCCCCCUCCCUCGCUGCCCAGCCCCCAGAGAGCCACGCCCUCCUCCUACGACCUGGGAGACUACGCCGCCCCCUCUCCCAAUCCCUACCUCUGGUUCAACGGCUCGGGCAUCAACAGCUCCCCCUACCUGGGAGGAGGACCCGGUGCGGCCGGGCCUCCGUUCGUGCCGCAGCACUACGGGGUGCAGCGGCCGUACCUGGGGGGCGGCGGGGCGGGCGGCGCGGCGGGGGACCUGGGCUGGUUCUCCCUCCCCUCCCAGGAGGACCUGAUGAAGCUGGUGCGACCGCCGUACUCGUACUCCGCCCUCAUCGCCAUGGCGAUCCACGGCGCGCCUGAGCGGCGCCUCACGCUCAGCCAGAUCUACCAGUACGUCGCCGACAACUUCCCCUUCUACAACAAGAGCAAGGCCGGCUGGCAGAACUCCAUCCGCCACAACCUCUCGCUCAACGACUGCUUCAAGAAGGUGCCCCGCGAUGAAGAUGACCCAGGCAAAGGAAACUACUGGACGCUCGAUCCCAACUGCGAAAAGAUGUUUGACAACGGAAACUUCCGCCGCAAGAGGAAGAGGAAGUCCGACGCGCUGGCCGGCGAGGGGGGGUCUUCGGGGCUCGGCUCUGAUUCGGGGGACGGGAACGGUGCAGGGAGCCCCAAAAACACCGCCGCUGCGCUCGACGUCUCCAGCACGCCUGAGAGAGGCCCCUCCCCCACCGCAGCAGGCCCCUCCCCCUGCCUGAGCAGCUUCCUGUCGGAGAUGUCGAGUGUGGCGGUGGGCCCCCCCGGCAUCAGCGGAGACCCCCUCAGCCGCUCGCUGCCCCUGGGCCUGCCGGGGGAGGGGCCUCAGCGCGCUCCGCAGGGCUUUGGGGCGUACUCCCCCUCCUCCACAGUGUCGGAGUGGGGCCCCCCUCCCCUCCCCCCGCCCCCGGCCCUGUCCUCCUCCCCGCCCCACUCGUCUCUGGGCUACAGCGGCUCGGUGCUGGGCCAGUACAGCGGCCACUUCUACCCCAGCCUGAGCUCCACCGCUCUGCUGUACCCGCGAGAGGGCACCGAGGUGUAGACGCACAGACGGACAGAGGCACAGACGGACAGAGGGACAGAGGGACAGACCUGCCGCUUCAUCAGCCUGCGUGUCUGGAGACUUCAGUCUACCACAGCAGACAGAGGGACAGAGCCACUGCACACACACACACACACACUCACACACACACUCUUUCCAGCGGGUGUGUACAGGAUGGGUCGGCUCCCACAGGAAGGCCUGAGUCAGCGAGUGAGGAGCUGCUCUCCCAUGUCCCUGUGCCCCCCCCCCCCCCUCCCACACCCUGAUCUCCUAUCAGCUGGGCUGGGCUGAGCACAGUCUGUAUUACUGUCAUAGACAGUAAAAAUAAAAUCAGUAGAACACAUCUACACUACUCAACUCUCGCUGCACUAAGUGCUUGCUCAGGAAGGACAAGCAUACUGGUAUUUGUAUUAAAAAUGUGUAUUUUAUUUGUCUGUGUAUUUAUCUAUUGUGGCUGUAUUAUAUAUUGAUUUAAUGUUGGAAAUAUAUAUGUUUACUUUUCCUGGAAUGAGUUUUGGGAUGUCGCUGUGUCUCAUGGGACUCGUGGGAUGUGCACUGUAACCACGGGCCUUACGUGGGAAUGACAGUGUUCGUUUUUUAAAAAUAAA